AUGUCCUCCCCAUCGACAUUCUCCUAUAUCCAAACUUCAAACGGAACAAAAGUCCACAUAAUCGAAGCCGGCAAUCAACUCGGUCCCUUAAUAAUCCUUCUUCACGAUUUAGGCGGCUCAACAGAGACAUUUACCCCGCUCCUACCUUAUCUAUACCCAGAGACAAAUAGACUCGUAUCUGUAGACCUUGAAGCGUUCGGAAAGACUGGCCUAUCAUCACCAGACGUCCAUAUCUCUAUACCUCGAUAUAUCGAUGACUUGGACUCUAUUGUGGCAUCUCUACAGGGAUCUGAAAGGAAGCAAGACGGAGAGGACAGCCCGCGGAAAAUUGUCAUCAUCGGACACAGCCUCGGAUCGACCAUUGCAAUGCAUUACGCGGCUGAACACCCGAUGACAAUUAGCGGUCUUGUGCUCCUUGGAGCCGGACGAUCAAUUGCCCAUAUACCAACUGCUAGAGAACGGAUGUUAAGUUUGGCAACGAAAGCGAGGACAGAAGGCAUAUCUGCCGUGGCGGAUGUAGCUGCUAUAUCUAACUUUCCUCCGCCUGACCAAUGGCCGUCAACCACAACCAUCAAAAAGCAAGAAGAACUACACGAGACUGUUCGCCGGGCAGUGAUGAAUUGUGAAGCAGAAGCAUACGCAAAAGCAUGCGAGGCAGUCGCCGGUUUGGACCAUUUGGAUCCCGAGUACGGUAAUAUCACUGCACCGGCAUUAUUGCUAGCAGGAUCUGGAGAUGUAAUUUCUCCACCGGAUCGAUCUAUGGGAUUGAAAGACUUGAUUGGAUGUAAUGCCAGGGUAAUGAUUCUUGAUGGUGUUGGACAUCAGAUGGUUUUGCAAGACUUGGAUUGGUGUGUCAGGGAAAUUAGGGGUUUGCUUCGUGAGGUGGGAAUGGACGGGAUAUGA
Molecule: messenger RNA, 903 nt
Organism: Talaromyces marneffei
Lineage: Eukaryota; Fungi; Ascomycota; Eurotiomycetes; Eurotiales; Trichocomaceae
Exons: 1
Coding region: 1-903 (300 amino acids)
Source: RefSeq, a predicted model, not a curated record